AUGUUGAGCUCUUGGACCUUACCACUCUUCCUCUUUCCAGCUUCUCCACUAGCCCGGGAUAUUGUUUUCCCACCGGUGUCACCGCUACAAGCAAAUCUUGGAGGCCAUGCAGGCCAAUAUCGAUCGUCAGUCGCUUCGGACAAGGAUCUUUUAGCAGGGUUCGAGAAAUACGCUGGACUAACCACCUUUGCAAAUAUUCCUUGGGUACAUUGCUUAUCACCAGACAACAAUGUAGACCAGUAUGAUAUUGCCUUUUUGGGGGCACCUUUUGACACAGGCACUACCGCCCGACCAGGUGCGCGGUUUGGUCCCACUGGAAUCAGAUGGGGCUCUCGACGAAUUCAAGCUGCGGCAGCAUGGGAUCCGUAUACCCAUGAAAACACAUUCCUGGGUUGGGCACGCAUAGUAGAUUGCGGCGACGCGCCUCUCACUUUCCUGGACAAUACCAUAGCCUUGCAGCAACUCGAAAAGGCGCACAAAGUGGUUUCCGGGCGAACAGCCAAUACCACAGAAGUGGCCGAUGUCCCUCGGAUCAUAACGUUGGGAGGUGACCACACAACCACCCUAGCGGCGUUGCGCUCGACCAUUGACCACUGGGGUCCUGUCAGUGUCAUACAUUUUGACAGCCACAUAGAUACGUGGGAUCCAAAAGUCCUUGGAGGAGGAAUAUCCCACUAUGCCGGGCUCAAUCAUGGCACUUUUCUCCAUAUUGCCCAUGAGGAGGGCCUCAUUCUCAACUCUUCUGCACACGCGGGAAUCCGAGCCCCGGUCAUGAACAAAAGCCACGACUGGAAGAACGACAAACGGUGUGGUUUCGAGAUUAUCACUGCCAGGGACAUUGACAAAAUCGGCGUUUCGGGCAUUAUCGAAAAGCUCAAGGCUCGAGUGGGCGACACGAAUGUCUACGUCUCCGUCGACAUUGAUGUGUUGGAUCCAGCGUAUGCUCCAGCCACAGGCACGGCCGAAGUGGGUGGAUGGACGACCAGAGAGCUCCUGAGCAUCCUAGAUGGUCUUGAGGGUCUGAAAAUUGUCGGUGCUGAUGUGGUGGAAGUGGCUCCCAUAUAUGAUAAUCCUGGAGAAACCACUGUCCUUGCAGCUGGAGAGGUUGCCCAUCGACUCAUGAGCCUGAUGGUCGAGACGCCGGUGAAGCCACUCAAGAGGGAAGGGUUCAGCGCCUAG
This is a messenger RNA of Cladophialophora psammophila CBS 110553, 1179 nucleotides long. Its product is annotated as agmatinase. The transcript is spliced from 3 exons. Gene Ontology annotation, molecular function: metal ion binding; agmatinase activity. Lineage: Eukaryota; Fungi; Ascomycota; Eurotiomycetes; Chaetothyriales; Herpotrichiellaceae. Bases 1 to 1179 code for a protein of 392 amino acids. The record is from RefSeq and is a predicted model, not a curated record.